Molecule: messenger RNA, 1069 nt
Organism: Aureobasidium subglaciale EXF-2481
Lineage: Eukaryota; Fungi; Ascomycota; Dothideomycetes; Dothideales; Saccotheciaceae
Exons: 4
Coding region: 134-976 (280 amino acids)
Source: RefSeq, a predicted model, not a curated record
CUACCAAGUCGCAAAAUAAUGACUGCGUGGUUCCCUCACUGUCGCUCUACCAACCACACGGAUAUUCGCUUGUCGCAUCACUCUUGACGCCCUGCUACGACCACAUCGAUAGGCUUCCAUCCAUUUGCGCGCCAUGAAUCGCUACAGCAGGCCGGGUUUCGUCGGAGGCGCAUCGUCAUCCAAUAGGGCAUCUGCAACCACCGUUUGCCAGAAGUGUUUGAAGAAGGGUCACUACAGCUACGACUGCAAGGCGCAAGCCCAAGAAAGACCGUACAUCUCGCGUCCCAGUCGCAGUCAACAGCUUCUGAAUCCAAAGCUGAAGCCAAAGCUCACGAAUAUUGCGCCGACACCUACCGACCAAGAGAAGUCAAGCACAGCCCAUGUGCCUGCCAAAGAGAGGUCGCACAAACGUUCGCUAGACAACAUGGACGACCAUAGACCUUCGCGCAAGCGCACACGCUCCGUAUCGUCAUUCUCAUCAGAUUCCGUCUCGACCAUUUCAACUCGCUCUCCCUCUCCGGAUCGCUCGAGAAACAGGCAUGACGCAAGACAGGAUCAAGCAGCUUCAGCUACAGAAGGUGCUGGAGAUAAACGAGGUCGCCCUUCGAGCUCGGCUUCCGAUCAAAUACAAUCUCACGACAUCCAAGGCCGUAACACUCGCAUGCGCAGAAACUCAAGAAGUCCUUCGGAACGUGGACGAAGGAGAGGCAGAUCUGCAAAUUCAGAGAGACGGAUGCGGUCCGCUUCCGACCACAAAAUUACUGUCACAGACGCCCCCAUCCGAAGACUAGAAUACGAUGGUCAAUCCAUGUUGGGACAUCAUAACGAUGUGCGGGCCGAUUACAACCACAACCACAACAAUAACGCUCGAGACCAGGACCGCGAGAUGAAGGAUGUGCCUGGAAGUGGGGAGCGCCCUAGGUCUCUGAGUCCGUUCAGCAAAAGGGUUGCCUUGACGCAAGGCAUGAACAGAUGAGGGUCUUAUCACCUUAUGCCCGAGUCCACCAGCAAGGACAACCACAAGUCACGAGCGUGGAAGUUGAAAAUUUGAAAGGCCCCAUUUUGAGAC